Vigna angularis (adzuki bean) is the source of this 1449-nucleotide messenger RNA. RefSeq names its product transcription factor GTE1. The record is from RefSeq and is a predicted model, not a curated record. Lineage: Eukaryota; Viridiplantae; Streptophyta; Magnoliopsida; Fabales; Fabaceae. Gene Ontology annotation, molecular function: protein binding. The coding region runs from base 228 to 1262 and encodes 344 amino acids. The transcript has 8 exons.
AAUUCAAUCUUUGUUUUUGUGCUGGGUCGAUCAAUUUAAUCAGAUCGUUCAAAAUAUCAUAAUUAAUGUGUUAUUUAUUGAAUCAAAAUCACAGAAUCAACCAGCAAACUAGGUUAAAUCGAUGUUUCCCACUUGGAAAUUCUGAUGUGGAAAAAAGUUUAGGGAUUCAUACGUAUAUAAUCUCAGAUUGAAAAGUAGCACCCCCCAGAAAAAAAAUUUGUGAGGAAAUGGAUCCAAAUCCUGAUGCAAUUAAGGAGGAUUUGAACCGGUUUAGGUAUUCUGUCAGUGAAAAUUUCAACAAAGUUCAAAAGCUUGAAGAACAAGUUGCUGAGGUUGAAAAGUUCUACCUUUCGACUAAAGCUCAAGUUAAUAGUGUCAAAGACAAAGGCCGGGAGAAGCUUGUUAUUGGCAGUAGAAGGUCACAGCAAGGUGCAUCAAGUAAGGAACCUAAUUCUUCAAACGCAAUGCAAGAGGUUAUACAACAGUUUUCCACAAUAUUGCAUCAGAUAGCCGAGCAUAAAUGGGCUUGGCCCUUCUUGGAGCCUGUAGAUGUUGAAGGUCUUGGGUUGCAUGACUAUCAUGAGAUUAUUGCGAAGCCUAUGGAUUUCAGUACGAUAAAAAAGAAAAUGGAUGCCAAGGAUGGUUCUGGUUAUAAGAACGUGCGUGAGAUAUAUUCUGAUGUCAGGUUGAUUUUUAAGAAUGCAAUGAAAUACAACAACGAAAAACAUGAUAUCCACAUUAUGGCAAAGUCAUUGCUUGAAAAAUUUGAAAAGAAAUGGCUGCAGCUGUUGCCUGAAGUUGCUCAUGCGGAAAGUGAACAAUUAAAGGAAGAAGCACAUAUGCAGUUGGAAAAGCAGCUUGCUCAAGAAGCUACUUAUGCCAAUAUGGCAAAGGAUAUAAGCCUUUCGCUAUGCGAGGUUGAGGUGCACUUAAAGAAUCUCAAAGAAAUGGUCAUUGAAAAGUGCAGGAAAAUAUCGAUUCGUGAGAAACUGGAACUUGUUAAGUCUUUCAGCAGACUGAAUUUUGAAAAUCUCAACAAGGCAUUGCAGAUAAUUUCUGAGAAUGACCCAACCUUCAAACCUAAUGAUCUAGAAGUGAACCUUGACCUUGAUAAUCAGACCGACUACACAGUAUGGAAACUAAACGUUUUUGUCAAAAAAGCACUGGAAGAACAGGGAAAAAAUGCUGCUGAGGAGCUAAAUGUUAAUCACAAUGGUAACUUUGAGGACAAGAAAAACACCAACAAAAGGAGGAAAUUGUGAUUCUUUUGCCGAAGAGAUCAAUAUAGAAUAAAUGAAAAGCUUUCGACUUUGUGAUUCACUUUUGCAGUACACAAGGCAUUAUCUUAGUUUUGAUUAAGCGGGAUGCUCAAUAAACUUGUACUGUUCAACAUGCUUACCAUGUCACAUACAGUGAUUACGAUCUUUUAGUUAAACAACUUUCGAGAUA